Molecule: messenger RNA, 612 nt
Organism: Lentinula edodes (shiitake mushroom)
Lineage: Eukaryota; Fungi; Basidiomycota; Agaricomycetes; Agaricales; Omphalotaceae
Exons: 6
Coding region: 82-414 (110 amino acids)
Source: RefSeq, a predicted model, not a curated record
CCUAAAUGGUGGUAUUAUCAUUAUAUUACACUUACUGUAACAUAGCGAAACAACAGAGAUGACCAGGUCUGAGUUAUCGUGAUGGAGCCUAAUGCGCCUGCAUAUUGUUUUGGCGCACAUACAUCAAAGGGACAGUGCAAUCUUUUCAAACACAGGUGGACAAGUCACAAUGGCGAUAUACAAAUGCUAAAAAUCACCAUCGCCUUGGCCCAUGGUCAUGCUCCACGGCCCACCAUGCAACUUUCUUUCGACCUCAUAUUCUUCUGGGAAUGUGCUAAACCGACCUUUCCAUUUGUGCGGCGCGGUAUCAAUCCGGAGGCGACAUCAAACUAUCUUCUUCCUUGCUUACCCAGACACUAUCGUGUCAAGACAUUGCUGGCAACGUUUUCUCUCGUGCCAACUCAUUGCUGUUAACACCAGUGCAACACCUGACUCAUUGCUGUCAACAGUAGGCUAAUACCCGCAUUGUUGUUAUCGUAUUCCAGGAAUUUCCGUCAUAAAUUGGAAAACUCUCGCAGUGGACGAUUGUGGACAUCAUGCAUCGAAAAAACAAACCUUUCAUUCAUAUACUUUCCAGUAUGAGUUCUCCGUUUUGAACUCGAGCCAAAUGAG